AUGGUGAAUGUAUGUGCAUGGCACCACCAUUCUCCUCGCGUGCGCUGUACGUUGUCUACACUCUGCCGUCCCUUUAACACCGGCUUUCGUAUACCAACGCCACACACUGCAACGCAAUACACUGCUGUAUUCUUAACAAAAUUUUUCCCACCCUCCGUCUGUGUGGAUGAUGGUACGGACAAGGUCCUGGCGGUUCGCACACUCUGGUAUGACAAGCAGGAGUUGUACGAGACCAACGGGAAGGGGCGAGGCAAGGCCACCAGCGUCGACGACGGGCGACGUGUCAUCACCCAGGAGCAAGAGGAUGGACUGCGCGAGUUCAUCAAGGGCGAGCACGAGGCGGGACGUCAGGUCUUCCGCCGUACCGUCAAGGAUUACUUGGAGUGUUCGUUCGGAUUAGAGAUGUCGAAUCGUGCCGUGGGAGGGUUGCUGCAGCGCCUUGGCUUCAAGCGCCGUAGGGGUAGGAUCAAAAUACCCCCGUUGAACGAGGAGAGGAAAAACCGCAUCCGCCUCUUCCUUGUCAAGAUGGACCUCGCGAAGGGGGCCGAGGACGCUGGGGUCGCAGUCAUUGUGUACAUGGAUGAGAGCUUUGUUCACCAGGCGCAUGGUUCCGCGUACUCGUACUUUCCUUCUGACGAUACGGGGGUUGUGCAGGAUGGGAUAGGCCGUACAACGGGGAAAGGUUUGCGUAUGAUCAUGGUGCAUGCGAUCACGAAGCACGGGCCCUUGGCCGAGCUACAGGAGGGAUUUCCUAUCCGUGAGGGUUGGUUCAAGGCUAAGGAAAAUCGUGCGAAGAAGAUUAAGCCUGGCGAGGCGGAUUUCGAAAUGUCAGAUGAGCAGACAGCAGAAUUUCUGUGGCAGGCCAAGUUGGCAACCGGAGAUUAUCAUAACGCCAUGACGGAUGGGAUGUUCAUGCAGUGGUUGAAGCACCGACUUACCCCGGCCUUCGAUGCGCAGUUCAAGAACAAGAAGAUGUUUCUCGUUCUCGAUAACGCCUCAUACCACCACUGCUUUGACGAGGAGGUUAAGGUGCCCGAAACCAACAGUAAGAAGUACAACGUCGAACUCUUGCGCAAGUACGGUUGCACGUCGUUCAAGGUGACGCGUGAGUCGGAGGGUAAGGCUGCUGAGUACAACUUUGAGGUCCCGGCGCAGGGGUCGCUACCCAAUGCGAACCGCAAGAACGGCGUCAGCAAAGAAGAGAUAGCCUCCGUCACUCGGACGUACUUCAAAAAGAAUUUUCCACAAAAGCUCGAGGAAAAGGCUGAGACGUACAUGAGGGAGAAGGGGUGGGGGUUAAUUUGGACACCGCCGUACAUGCCGACUUUCCAGCCGAUCGAGCUGUUCUGGCAGCACGGCAAGCAUUACGUGAGCAUCCAUUUUGAGAAGGGGCGGAACAUGUUGGAUGUCUGGAAGCAAAUCCGUCUCGGUUGGUAUGGAGACCCGGAAUGGGACGGUCAGGAGGGGGGGUGGAAGGCAGCCAACUGUGGAAAGUUGGUGCAGCAUGCCAUUGGCAAGAUGGACUAGUUGAUCGGCCUGUAUGGUGGAAACCUGAGCGGUACGAUCGGUAGCCUUGAGUAUCCAGUGGCAGAGUACCAAGAGGCUACGGCCGAGGAUGAGAUAGAGGAUGGGGUGGAGGAGCAGACGGAUGAGUGGCUGGGUGAGGACGCGGAAGAUGCCAUUGAGGGCUGAAAAAAAAUGCCAACAAACAAAGCCAACAAAAAAAAGCCAAAAACAAAUGCCCUUUUUUUGGCCAAUAUUUUUCGACUUUGAUUCCCGAACAGCGACACGAAGGGGCUGCACAGAAGGCGCCAUUCUGAGUGCAAGCUGACAUAUUGUUUGAUGUUUCGCAAUUGAGAUGGCUGUAUCAUCCUGUUCAAUCAAUUUAUGGAUUACUUGUGCAAGCCCUGGGGCCGCAUCGUUGGAACACCGCGCUUCAAUAUUUUUGGAACUUCGCCGGGUGCGAUCACACACUAAUUUCGUAAUAUUACUCG
Molecule: messenger RNA, 1994 nt
Organism: Ectocarpus sp. CCAP 1310/34
Lineage: Eukaryota; Phaeophyceae; Ectocarpales; Ectocarpaceae
Source: the annotation of a GenBank genome assembly